Penicillium malachiteum is the source of this 339-nucleotide messenger RNA. RefSeq lists its product as uncharacterized. The record is from RefSeq and is a predicted model, not a curated record. The transcript is spliced from 4 exons. NCBI's taxonomy places the organism in Eukaryota, Fungi, Ascomycota, Eurotiomycetes, Eurotiales, Aspergillaceae. Bases 1 to 339 code for a protein of 112 amino acids.
AUGAUUAGAUCUCCUACCUAUAUAAUCUCCGAUAUACUAGAGCCAAGUAAUUUAAUAAUAGUGAUAGAAGAAGUAUCGGACACUCUCCAGAAUAUGAUUCUUCAGCAUUCAAACAUUAAUACCUUUAUCCGUUAUUAUCAAGUAGAUAUUGAUGUUGAUAUUCAGGGAAUUAUCCGCAAAACAGGUGUAUCUAUCAAUCCAGAUCGACCAUUUAAGCUCUCCCCUAAAGAAUCUUUGUCCCUUAAUAAGCUUUUAGUCAUACUUAUGCGACAAGAGAAGACUAUAGAAGUAAAGGAGCGCUACGAUAUUUCUAUCCGUGAUUUGCGUAAUAAGAAGUAA